GAGGAACCAUCACUGAGGUUUACCCCCUCUCCGUUGAAGGCACCGAUUGCCUAGGUUGGUCGUCUCGCCCGCAUAGGCCGAGAUCUCGCCACGAUGCCGCUCCCUCAACCAAAAACGGCGUUGAAUAACGCAUGUUCGGUCAUAUUCGACAACACACUUUACACAUAUUCGGCCGAUGCCUUCCAAUCCCUACAGCUUAAGCCGGGGGCCAAGUGGAAGGUACUGCCACAGGGCGAGAAGGUGACGGGGGCUGCUUGCGUCGGCUCAACAACAGGGACAGCGUCGACGUCGGCUUUCUUCGUGGUCGGAGGUACUGGCGGAUCGGACAAGUACCAUGGGUUGCAGAAGUUCACAUACGCGACGGGGCAAUGGGAGUCGGUAAAGUUGCUGGAUAAGGUGACACAUCAGCGAGUAGGGCACAGCGCCGUCUACCUCAACAGCACCGACUCGAUCCUCGUCUACGCGGGCAACCAGGAUGGGUCCAACGCACCGUCGACAUCGACUUUCACAAUUGGCGCGUCCGCGCCACACAACGUCCGUUCCUACGACACCAGUGGGCCACCAUCAGUCAACCCGAUCUUGUUGUCCUGGUCUCCCAGCGAGGCGGGUCUGGUCGGCGGGAGUACAUGGAACGCACAGGUCAUGCUGUUCAACGCGGCCGACAAGAAAUGGGUUGACUCGGGAGCAUCGCUCGCGGCGCCACUGGCAAAGGAUACGUCUGCUAUCAAGGCGGUGUUGAUGACGGGCGACGAUGGGUCAAAGAACCUCCUCACUUUCGACAUGUCCGCGUCGCCAAACGCAGUGAGGCGAACGGUUCUUUUCAAGGGGCCCGGUGUGCCAGUUCCACAGGCCGCGCCGGUUCGCAGGCGGUUGUCGAGAAGGACGGAGCAUGGGCCGAGCAGUAUGGAGAAGAGGGCCGGUGAGCCCCUGACGCUGAACAACUGGCCAGCGUACAACUCGACCUUGGCCCCGAAGGUCACUAGGAACAACUUCGCUCUCGCUCAGGGGUCAAACGGCAUGGUUGUCAUUGCCGGCGGGAGCGCCGAUGACGAUGUUCUGUGCAUGUUCAACGCCAGAGAUAACAGCUGGGAGGACGCCGACUCCAAGCUUUCCCAGGCUCGGCUUCUUUCGACCGAAUCCUCAACCCGCUCCUCGUCGACGUCAUCCGCUACGGGGACAUCAACAAGGCUAAGUUCAACAUCAACAUCCGUACCCUCCACUACCUCCGUCACAGCCAGCGUGGCGAACCCAACUACCGCCACCCAAGCGCCCACAGAUGCUGCCGUAGCGGCAGUUCCUGAUGGAUCCGAUCCGCAAUUAAACACCAUCCUCGGCGCCGUUCUGGGAAGUAUUUUCGGUGCCGCAUUGCUGUUGGCCCUUGUGUAUAUGUGCAUCAGGCGGCGAAAGAGGCAGGGGCAUAUGGAGGCCGGCCAUGUGAGCCGGUCGAUCGGGCCGUCACCGAGCGAGAAGGACGGUGGCGCGUUUGACAAAGAGAGCCUUGCUUUCGGCCAGAGUCCGCCGCCAGCCUUCCGCGGCCACCAGCAACAGGGCUCCCAGAGCUCCUUCUCGUCAAUGGCCAUCCUGAUGGGCCGCACUGGCGAGAAGUCGGCUCCGGCCGGCGCCGGCCGCAAGUCGAGCAACGAGAGCAGACGCGACUCGUCCGACAGCACCUUCAAGGCCUUCAAGAACACCAUCAGCAAGCCGAUGACGCAGCCUACCCCGGUCGCCGCAGCAAUUCGGCCGCCGCCACCCGCUCAACAGCAGACUAGGGAUGAGAAGGGUGUCGCGUUCGCAGCCAGCACGGUUGAUGCGAAGCCCCGAACCUUGACGGCAGGGGCCGAUAAGCAAGGGGGGAACACACGGCGCAGCUCUGGGUGGAACAGGUACUGGUCCGGCGGUUCGGCUUUGAACCUUUUGGGUUUCGGCAACGGCAACGGCAACCCCAACAACAAUAACAACGGCAACAACAACAACAUUAAUCCUAGUAACGUUGCCGCUCUCAACUCGCGGCGGACCACCCUCGCCUCGGACCGGAGCUCCAACUAUAGCAACCCGCACCGCAUGACCCAGGACAGCGCGACGGUGCCGCCCCUAUUCCCCGCCUCUGCGGAACCGCGGAUGUCCUUCAGCCGUGUCAAUGCCCACAGCCCGACCAUCGCCGUGUACAACGACAAGCUGAACCAGGGCAUGAGCGGCCGGAUCGAGACGCAGCGCCCGAUCAGCGGGGUGAGCGACAUGUCAGCCUCGGCAUACUCGAGCGGCAUCCCAGAGUCCGUCCAAGACGCCUGGGACGCCGCCGCCGCCGAAAAACCGUGGGGAGCGGAUCGCUCGCUCAACGACUCGUCCACCGGCGUCUAUGGAACCCCCCUCGCCCCCGCUUCACAAGGCCUGAAGCCCCCGUCGCAGGCACCGCCGCGCCGCAACCAACAGCCUGUGCGCGACGACAUGAGCUGGCUUAAUCUGGGUGGCAACUAAGCGGAGCCACUCCACCACCAUGUCUGCGUCCAGCCUCUCACCCGCUCGGGGACGUCGUUGUCUGCGAUAACGCUUUGCGCUACGCGG
Messenger RNA from Chaetomium fimeti, 2562 nucleotides. RefSeq lists its product as uncharacterized. The transcript has a single exon. The record is from RefSeq and is a predicted model, not a curated record. Gene Ontology annotation, molecular function: protein binding. Lineage: Eukaryota; Fungi; Ascomycota; Sordariomycetes; Sordariales; Chaetomiaceae. The coding region runs from base 94 to 2475 and encodes 793 amino acids.